Molecule: messenger RNA, 456 nt
Organism: Botrytis fragariae
Lineage: Eukaryota; Fungi; Ascomycota; Leotiomycetes; Helotiales; Sclerotiniaceae
Exons: 1
Coding region: 1-456 (151 amino acids)
Source: RefSeq, a predicted model, not a curated record
AUGAUGAUUCUUCAAGGCCAUCGCUCUAACUCCCUUUCCUCUGACGAUAAAGCCACCUUAUCUGCAUAUCAAGAAGCCAGACAAUGUCCUCGACGAACCACUAAGCCAUGGGCUCGUGAUUCGCCUUUGGUUUCGCAUAAUUCGGAGCGGCAAGCAAACCUUACACCUUUCAACACCAUGCACAUGCCCCGUCUGGACUCAGUUGGUAGUCAAGAACGUCGCUCACACAUGCCUAUCUGGGAGCCUCUAUAUAUGGAAGACACUCCAGAUAAAACAGAAGAAGAUGAGACACGUAGGAGCCGAAUGUCAACAGAUGCCAAAGGUCCGAAAGAACUCAUCAAGAAUCCUUUUUCUAGUGGUGGUGACGGAGAUGAGAGCAGCAUGGACUACGGUUGUUGCGCUUGGAAGCUGUGCGUGUCUCUUAUGACCGCCAAUUGGAUGUCUCGUGCAAUGUGA